ACCGCUUGUUUUCAUCUGCCCGUGUAGCACAUUUGUUAUAUACAUGUAUUAUGAAUCAGUGGGUUCACAUUGAAAUGCCUGGAGAGCAGCUAACGUGCGUCUUGCAGAUUGCGCACACAAAAUGCGGAGGAUCUUCGUUACAAAAGUCAGCCAUAUCGGAGGUUUUCGCUCUGGUGAAUGCCUACAAAUGUUUCUGUUACACUAAAAAAGAAUUCUCCUCAGAGUUAAGUGAUAUUGUUGCAUUUUCGCAAUUGAAAGACUUUAUAAUUUCUAAACGCGACAAGAAGAGUACGAGAAAAGAAAUACAAGAUAGACUGGAGAUAGCUUGCUGGCGUGAGUGUAAAAGAAGCUAUUCGAGACGAGUGUUCACCGAAUCUGAUGUGUUCAAACUAUGGCAAAUUUUCAACAGACUCACCAAUGAAGAGUCCUACCCUCCUGUGAUAUCACAGCGAGAUGCAGAUUGGGCCCUGGAGAAAUUUGUCGCAUAUGCGACUAGAAAGAAAGAAGCCCCUUGUGAAGGGGAUUUGACGUUUCAGAGUUUUCUCAGUUAUUUGGAAAGCAUAUUCGAUCCUAAAUCAAUCGUUCAACCAUUAAAGGAAAUCUAUGAAUGGCUGGUGAAGGAAGUCAUCAAAAGCGGGUGGGUUUAUAUGAGAAGCAAACGGAGAUUCAAUUGGUCAUCAUGGUCAAGAAAAUGGGUCACCUUGACCCCUGGCAAAAUAUAUUUUUCUCGAAAAAAUGCCUCUGAAGAUUCAGUCAUGAACACAAAAGGCGUGUUUUACAUCUCCGAACAAACAAGUAUUCAGGUAGCUAAAGCAGAAAAUAAAAAAAUGAAACCUCUUAUACACGUAUCAAAUAGCUACUCGUUUGAAUGCCACAUUACGACCGAAGAGGAAAAUGAAAUAAAUUCGUGGAUAUCUGCUCUUAAUGACUCUCUCAAACAUUGCAAAAGUGGCACAAGUCCUCUUUACACAAUCCUAAAAGCCCAGAGUCCUAAACACUCGACUUCAUCAAAUGUCAACCGCUCAAGAGAACGUGAAAAGUCUUUCAUCCUCUCUGCAGUCAAACGUAAGGAACGUAAGGAUAUGAAGGAACGAGAGAAAAACGAGUCGCAGACAAAAGUCAAUAGAGGGUGCUUUCUCCGAAUGAACUCGGUGAAUACCGAAAGAGAAAAAAUUAAAGCGGUUUUCCUAGGGCUGGAUAAAAAUGGAAAGGGAUAUUUAAAUGAAACGGAAUUUUCUUCAGCACUCAGAGAAUUAGGGUUGAAUCUAAGUAAUUCAGAAAGUAGAGACAUCUUUAGAAACAUAGACACAAAUGGUGAUGGAAAAGUCAUGUUUGAUGAAUUUUAUGACUAUUUUCUGGAAAAAAUUCUGAGUCAGGAAAAUUCUCUUCUAAUGAAGGCCUUCAUAAAAGCCGAUAAAAAUGGCAGUGGAGCAAUCAAUUUCAAAGAAUUUUCAGAGUUUUUGCGAGACCGUCAUAUUGCGUUGAGUCUCGACCAAGUUUUAUCAACUUUUGACAAAGCAUGUAAAGACGAACUCUCGUUCGAAGAUUUCCAGUGUAUGUCAUUUGUCGAUGAAAUUGGCAUAUUUCAAGAUCCGAAUGAAAAGUUUGAAGCUCAAAUGAAGUUGCAAUUUGAUUCAUGCGAUUCUAACGUUCUUAAAAAUAGAAUAGAAAAACGAUGGCAAAAAUUUGCGUCCUUCAGAAGACAGGGAGAAAAUGGAAAUGAUGUGAUGAAAGGCGCCAGUGGAAUCGUGGAAGACAUUGUGCCUGGGGAAUACAAAAUGGAAGAUCUCGCCAAAUUCAGGGACUUGCCCAAAUUAUUACCAAAGGUGACUAUUGUGAAGGGAGUGUCGUGGGAAUCAAGCGAUAUUCCGGACACAUCCGGAAAUCUGGUUUUUCCGCAUGACUUUAGUGGUCAGAUAGAAGCUGAAAUUGCCACUGGUGAACUUUUGGAAUACUAUGGGUGUACAUUUGCUGAGGGAAAAUCCGAAAAGGUUUCCCUUCCAUAUCGCCAUGCUGUGCAAGACUUUACUUACAAAAAUGAUUACCUAGCUGAUUAUGUCGAGAAAAAGAAUGGAGGAGCCGGAUUGGAAAGACACGGGUUCUCGCAUAUUGACUGUCCGCUGGACGAGGACUCCGGGUUCUUCAUAUUGGGGAAAAUGGACAGAGACGAACUUCACUUGACAGCCUUUAAAAUACCCAGACGACAGACCCUGUACAUUCCAGGGAACUGCAUUCACUCUAAUGAUUACUUAAAGGGAACCUGGAGAACGAUGUUGUCGGACGAGACCAACAUAGACCACGUGCAUCUGAAAAAGAAACCCAUUGAUGAUGAAGAGUCAUGCUUAGAGCCAUUUACAUUCAUGUUUUCGUUAUAAGGGAUCUCUCAUUCAGUAUGUAGCAGUACUCACAUGAAAUAGAUAAAUUGUCAAUGAUUUUACAUGCAUGUACAAUAAGAUACUUUAGUACCUUAUACAAUAACCAUUGUUGUUGAGAGAAGAGACUUAUUUAUUAUAAUGUAUUACGACCAUAAUGCGUAAAGCUUAGUUUUUUUAGUGAUGUUUUAUGGCACUUUAAAUCCUAGUCUUUAUUUGCUUUUCGGUGUAUUAUCUUUUUCCUUAUCGGAGUCCUGAGUGUCGAGUCAUGGCAUAUCAGUGUGUAAUUAUAAAUCGGUGCUUCUCAGAAUAAAACAAAAUCUAAAAAUGUUGAAA
Ostrea edulis (European flat oyster) is the source of this 2708-nucleotide messenger RNA. RefSeq lists its product as uncharacterized. Lineage: Eukaryota; Metazoa; Mollusca; Bivalvia; Ostreida; Ostreidae. The transcript has 2 exons. The record is from RefSeq and is a predicted model, not a curated record. The coding region runs from base 51 to 2375 and encodes 774 amino acids. Gene Ontology annotation, molecular function: calcium ion binding.